Molecule: messenger RNA, 450 nt
Organism: Melampsora larici-populina 98AG31
Lineage: Eukaryota; Fungi; Basidiomycota; Pucciniomycetes; Pucciniales; Melampsoraceae
Exons: 1
Coding region: 1-450 (149 amino acids)
Source: RefSeq, a predicted model, not a curated record
AUGACAACUAGAACGGGGUCCAAGCCGGCGCAGAUAGGAAACCACGCGGAACCUAGGAAUGAGAGUGAAGACGCACUCAUUGAGCGAGAUACGUCGCUGGUUGAAGACGACGGAGACGAGGGGAACAGUCCAGCAGAAGCAUGCGGUGAAGAUGAUGGAGGAGAAGUCCAUGGCGAUGCAUUGAAAGAUGGGAAGCCGCCACCGGAUAGAGAACCAAUUAAGGUUACCCUCAAGAACAUCAAGUUCCGGAAGAUGGCACCGCCUGAUCCUCCUCCACCAUCCUCAGGAGACUCGUCUCCAGACUCGAGCGAUAGUGAUUCUUCGGAGCUUUUGUCUGAUGCAGAGGAGGAUUCGGAUGACACGGAAAUUUGUAAGCUUGACUUCGCAUCAAGGAAAUUUUCCAUGGGUUGUAAAGCCAGAAACAACACCAAACCUCCUCACAUGAGUUGA